Molecule: messenger RNA, 6833 nt
Organism: Haliotis rufescens (red abalone)
Lineage: Eukaryota; Metazoa; Mollusca; Gastropoda; Lepetellida; Haliotidae
Product: ribitol-5-phosphate xylosyltransferase 1-like
Exons: 6
Coding region: 222-1559 (445 amino acids)
Biological process (GO): protein O-linked glycosylation via mannose
Cellular component (GO): Golgi apparatus
Molecular function (GO): ribitol beta-1,4-xylosyltransferase activity
Source: RefSeq, a predicted model, not a curated record
ACUUUCACGUUGUGUGUGUUUUGAUGUGUAGGAGGAUUGCUUCCGCCGAGUGCGACAUGAACGGUCGAUAGUUCGUGAGAUCGGCAGAAGAAGGAAGCUUCAUACACAAACUAUGCCUGCCUGAGAGGUAUAUCAUAAGUCAAGGCGCGAAAUCAGCAAUGUUUGAAAAUCAGGGGUCUACCUGGAUUCUGUGAAAGUGUUUGUGUGUACAAUAUGGCGUCAUGAGGUUUACGUUUAGAAAGAUAGCGUAUGCCGUUUUGGGGCUGUAUUUUUUGGUAACGUGUUACACCGGAUUUGUCCUGUUUCGGCGGAGACUAUAUACAGCUUACACAACUAACAAGGAGCGGAUUAUUCUCGAAAAGAUUCAGAGUUUGAGAGAAAUUUCUGAUGAUGAGAAUUGGAAUCCAUGGGGUGAAGAGUUUGAAAAUGAAAACAGUUUUAUCCAACACCAUGAACCCCCUAAAAUUCUAUGGGAGAUGGAACAUUCUCUUGGCCGGAGUCCUUUAGACAGCAAAGACAACAGUACAGAAGAGUUCAUUGUUGAAGUAUGGGGUAAAGCAGCAAUCGGCAUCUACCUGUGGGAGCAUGUCCUGGGAGGACUCAUUGAGAAGAAGAUGGGAGGUGUGUGGAGCUAUGGAGUCAAGAAGAUUCACAGUAUCAAGUUCAGGCUGAGGACAGGCCCUGGCGUCAUCCCCAGCAAGGUGCCCCGGAACACAGAGAAUCUCCUGCUGAUACUAAAUGGACGGGAACCCUCCAAAAUAGACUUCGCUAAACUCUGGCUAGACUUCCUGCCAGCAUUACCCUAUUUGAAAAACGUGGCUGUCGUAAUAUUGGGAAACGAGCAGUGUAAUAACGAUUGGCUCAAGUCCUACAUGCAGAUUAGAGGAGGACCAAUCAAAUUUGCAUUCCUCGUGUACGACAGUCCUGACAUCGACAACGUCAACUUCUAUCAGUGGCCCCUUGGUGUUGCUACGUAUCGAGACUUCCCCAAAGUGGACACAGCCCACCUACCUCUGACGAUGCACAGGAAAUAUUUGUGCAACUUUAUGGGGACAAUAUACAGAAACUCCAGUCGAGAAACCCUGCUGAAUGUCCUGGAGAGAAAUAACUUAAAGUCAUCCUGCUAUGUGAAGCCCAGGAAGGAAUGGAUGCCCCAAGAGACAGACACAACUCGGGAGGAAUACAUGCGAGCUCUGGCCCAGAGUGAUCUCACCCUCAACCCUGUCGGGAUCAACACCGAAUGUUACCGCAUUUAUGAGGCGUUAUCCUACGGUUCACUUCCUGUUGUGGAGGAUGUGAUGACUCCAGGGAAUUGUGGGUCAUCCAGUGCUUCCCUUGUUGCUCCUCUGCGCUUGCUCAAAGAGUAUAACGCACCCAUUGUAUAUAUGAGAGACUGGAAUCAGAUCGCAGACAUUUUAGACCAAGAGGCGAAAAUGCCUCAUGAAGAUAAAGUUAAAAGAAGACAAAAGCUGAUUCAGUGGUAUGAAAAUUUCAAAUCUCUUAUGAGAGAACGACUUGUACGAAUAUUAGAAGAAAGAUUUUUCAAUAUCAAACGGUAACGAUAACAGUGCCAUAAGAUCUAGAAUUUUAUCAAAUUGUAGAUAGAGUGUGGAACAGCAAUACCAAAGUCUUUCAGUAUUCAUCCUUCGAUGACAGAGUUUUAUUUCAAAUGUGGAUUGUCUGCCCUUUGGCCUGCUCUGGUUUCAAAAAUUGAAAUGUUCAAGUCAGAGCAAGUUUUGAGGUGGGCAAGCCUGGUUAUAUCAACAACAGUAAUGCCUAUCUUACUAGGGACAUCUUGCAGGUCGAAAUAUGAUGGGAAAUUAAAAUGGAGAAACUUCGUGGCAUCGAGGAUGCUUUGCUAAGGGACGGGUCAUUUAUUGUAGGGGAGGGUGGGUCUGCGGGCAAUACAAAUCGUCAAGGUUAGAAUCUGGGUUAGUAUUGAUCUUCAGCAACCCAUGCUUGUCGUAAGAGGCGACUAACGGGAUUGGGUGGUCAGGCUCGCUGACGUGGUUGAUGCAUGAUGAUCGUAUUCCAGUUGUGUAGAAUGAUGAGUCCAGAUUCGAUUAUUUACAGACCAUUGUCAUAAUAAUAAUGCCGAGUAAGACUUUAAAGAAACAAACAAACCUAAAAAAUAAUACACCUAUUUGGGGAGAGUCAUGUAAAAAAUGGACAUUUUAUGAUAAAGAUAACAUGCAUUUGCAUUUCAGGGAGGGUCAUGAAAAAAUUGUACAAGGACAUGGGGAGGGUCAUCCAAAAAUAUGAAAAGCAAUUGCUGAGGAUCAUUAUUUUCAGUACAUCAGUGCAUCUAAAACCUAUGACAACCCCCCCACCACCUCUCUCCCACCCCUGUAAUAAAUGACCGGUACCAAACUCAAAACAUCUUUGGACUCGAAUAGAAGACCUUUGUCAAAAAUGUUUUUCUUUAGCCUUGGGAAGUUAAAGUAAUUAGAUUUGAACUCUUGUCUUAAAAACUUGAAACACCCAUGUUUUUUAUUUUGGAAUGUGUUUUUGCAAAACAUGUUUCUGUCAUCACAUAUCAAGGGAGGUAAACUCCAGGACUUUGUUCUCACAGAAUAACUGUGUCUCAUUACUUGUUGAUCAAAUCAUGUUGAUAGAUAUAAGGUGCUACGUGUAACUAAAUGCCAAACGCUGAAGACAUUGUGAGGAUGAGAUAGAAAUCUCUUUAUCUGUGUUAUGUCAAUCACUCAAUCUUGUUAUGUGCUUUCACAGUUAGCUGUACAUGGAUCUAUGACCAAUGUGAAAGAAAGUAUGGAGUUACGAACUGGAUGCCUCUUUACUUGUUUUUCUGUGUUUAUGAAGCUCUAUGUUGUGGGGCCUUGGCAUGCAGAUACUAGAGGGAAGAGUGUUGACUGGGUUCAGUCUUCGUGUUACAGUUUAAUAGAUGUAUUUAGGCCGUAUGCUCAUUGCAGUGUCACCUUAGUGGCACUCCUGCUGUUUGGUGCCCAGAGGGGAACGAUGCUGACAUGCUGUUACAUGAGGGUCAUGGAGACGAUGCCUUGUGUUUGUGUUUGUCGUAAGCACUCAUUGAUUAUGAAAUGAUAUCUUUUGACUAUAUUGUAAAUACACAGAAGAAAUCAAAUUGAAUUAUGUUUGAAUUACAUAUCAAUUAUAAAAUGAAUCAAAGGAAAUCUCAUUACUAUAUGUGAGGGGGUCUUCAGAAAGACAUGUUUUUAUUCUUCCUCAAGUGUCGGUCUUGUGCCAAAUCCUUGUGUGCAAAUGUUUUGGGACCAGGACGAAGAGAAAUUGUUACAGGACCUAUCUUACAAUGUAAGGUGAGAAUCUCAAGUGUAUGUGUGUCUAUGCCACUCAACAAUUGGAAUGUCCGAUGUUUAUGUCAGUUGUUAAAGAUGAAAGUGUUUUAGUGAUUCCCGUUGACUACUGCUAUACGGAUGUUGUUGUAGAUGCCGUAAUGAAAUGUGGCAGAGCAUAUCACUGGGGAGGAGCUGGGGACUUUUAGAGAUUGUUAACGCAGUUGAACUUGUCAGUAUACAUGAAUGUUAAUUAGCGGAUCUGUGACGAGGGUUGUUUUCCUUUGUUGUAAUUUGUAGCGAGUUGUGGAGCCAGGGGAAUGGCAUCUGUAGGAUCAACUUUAUACCCUUAGCCGUGUUUGACAGUGACUGGAAUUUGUUAGUCGUCUAGAGGACCUGUAGUUACAGGGGUAGAAACUAACAGUUUUCGUCCACUAGUCCUUAUAAUGAUAACAAGUAGCAAAAGCCUUAUAAAGGGCAAAUUUCUACUGGUCCUUAUGAUACCUUAAACAUUGGGCAGUUUGGCAAGGACUACAGGAAUAGUGCCAGUUUCUAACUCUGAGUUAGAAAUAAAUACUAGUCCUCCAGAUAUCUAGAAACUCUACUGGUCCUGUUGGUCCUGGUGGAUCUCAAGUGGUCAUGACCACAAAGUGUAAAUGAUAAUUGACAUCUCCCUUGCAAGAUUACUGACAGGGCUGUGAUUUUGCACCUGAUGUUCAUUUCAAAUUAGAGAAAUGCUCCCUGAAUAACACUCGUCAGUUGGAACAUGAUUUGGUUCAUUCCACAGGUGCUUGAGGCACACAUGCCACACGUUAUGCCAACAUGGUGUCACGCACUGCGUGGGGUGGUCUUUCCUUGUGUUCGGUACAAUGGUGUCACUGUUAGGGGCCUUGAACUGUCCAAUCUCUGAGUCAGGGAGAUCCUAUCAAGUCUAAGGUCACAUGAAUUUUUACAAUAAUAUAUAUGAAAACUGCUUUAUAAUGAUUGGUAUGUUAAUAGUUAUUGUCACAUAAGUUAAUGUUAGUGAUAAUAACUCGCUGUACCACAUGUUGGUUAUUUUGCAUUGCAAGAAUGUGGGUAGAGGUUUGUUGUCUUUGCCGAGUUAGUUCAGUAUUCCACACACUACAUACAUAUGCUGCUUCAGACCAACUAUUGCUUACCUUCACCAGUGGAAUUAUGUCUGUAGCCAUUUGUUUUUAGAUGGAGCACCUACUGACAGAGGUAUUUUGUGCAGGCGUUAUGGACAAGGGGAAAUAACUCGAACUGUAAACCUACAUUAAUGGUGACUCACAAUACAUCAGUUUAUCCAGACUGGCUAGUUUGAUUUUUUUCCCCUCAAACAUAAGAAAAAUUAUAAGGAUAACCAGUUUGUAUAUUUAAGUUCAAUACAAUCUUUGGUCAUUAUUUACCAAGUUGGAUGACAUGGAAUUAACUUCAGGCACAGGACACUGAUAUCAAAGACACCCAACACAUUUGUGUCAAAGUUCUGAUCCUCUGUGAGCUCUGCCUCUUCUGUUCGUUUCUUCAUAGUCAUCCCUGUCAAUAUCUCAGAUUUCACCUUCUCAGAAAAUAUAUUAAACCAGAUUCCUACAUCCAGAGUGUCUGUGUACUGAGAAUGAUCCAACAAACACCAUCUGAUGUUUCAUUUGUUGCGAUUGUUGGCCUGUGUUGCAAGUCUUUGUACAUGUAUAUAUAUUGAUGUAUUUAAGUCUAUACAGAUUUACCUAUAGUUAUUCCUAUUUAUGCAGUUUAGAUUUACAGCUGUAUUGUCUCUGUAUAUUUUAUGAUUUUGUAAUUUCAGAUCCAAAUCACAUGGAAUAUAAUCAAGUAUCAUAUCCCCUGAUCAAAAUGAAUGUUUGUUUCUGCCUGUAUAAAUAUAGAGACCACAUUUCCAUUACAGAUUAUGUUAGUGAACCUGUACCCAUUCAUUAGUCUUCUUACUGGACUGACAGACAUCAUAACAGGCGGACUGGCCAGGGAAGUCGACAAAAGGGCCUAGAUACAUACUACUCAAUAUAAGUUAGGGAACACCUGAUUCUUUUUUAUUGCUGUAACUAACCUGUCAUGAUAGAUUAACUAUACAUGUAGUAAUAUGAAAGAACUGGGCAUUCUUUAACUUCUUUUGAGUAAUAUAUAUGCUAUUAAACUUUUGCCCAUACCUUCCUUGUGUUACAGUGCUGUUGGGUGGCCCAGUGGGUAAAGCAGCUGAGUAUUGGUUCUCUUCCCAAAUACUUGGAGAAACCUGCAUAUAAUAUUCAGCACUAUUGAAGCAGUGUAAGAUGAAUUCAUCCUUGCAGCUGCUUGAAGCAUGUCAUGGAUAAUUGGUGAACAGAUAUUGUGAUUUGUUCCAUAUGGUUCAUAAUCUUUUAAAUAUUGUAUAAAAUGUUUUAGGUAAGCUCAUUAUCUGGACAAGGAACUUAUCCUCUGUUCACCUCAGGAAUGGACUCCAUGUGGUGAGGUUUGUGUGAGUGUUGAGGCGAGAAUGUCAGUAGCAGCGCCUGUAGUACUUGUAAAGAGGAAACCAGGUCUGGUAGCUCCAUGGACGCGUUGGGAGCCUAGUGCUAUGGCGAGAACCAGGUCUGGUAGCUCCACAGACAUGCCAGGUUCCUAGUGCUAUGGCUAGAACCAGGUCUGGUAGCUCCAUGGACAUGCCAGGUUCCUAGUGCUAUGGCUAGAACCAGGUCUGGUAGCUCCAUGGACAUGCCAGGUUCCUAGUGCUAUGGCUAGAACCAGGUCUGGUAGCACCAUGGACAUGCCAGGUUCCUAGUGCUAUGGCUAGAACCAGGUCUGGUAGCUCUAUGGACGCGUUGGGAGCCUAGUGCUAUGGCUAGAACCAGGUCUGGUAGCUCUAUGGACGCGUUGGGAGCCUAGUGCUAUGGCUAGAACCAGGUCUGGUAGCUCCAUGGACAUGCCAGGUUCCUAGUGCUAUGGCUAGAACCAGGUCUGGUAGCUCCAUGGACAUGCCAGGUUCCUAGUGCUAUGGCUAGAACCAGGUCUGGUAGCUCCAUGGACAUGCUGGGAGCCUAGUGCUAUGGCUAGAACCAGGUCUGGUAGCACAGAAAAAUAACAAUAAGAUAUUCUAGUCUCCAGAUAUUAGUUUAUCAUUAAGCUUGUUAGCACAGCAUCUCAAUUUUAACAAAUCUACGUUUAUGUCCUUAUUCCGGGUUCUAGUUAAUAGGACAUACUUACUGAUGUGAACAGAUAUCACAUUAUUUUACUGCAUUUGGUUGGCUUUCAUUGGUUUAGUCAUUGUAAUGUUUCACAGCCGACAUGAAUUAUGCUGCUCCAAAUUCAAGGACAAAUGCUCUUUUUUUAGUUUUUCCUGUUUAAGGCAAUAGUUUUGUUGUUAUUGUUAUGAACGUUUUGAUAAGGUAGGAAUUGCAAUUUGUAGACGAAAGACCAAGCUACUUUGGUUGGGUUGUUUUCACUCAGUGGCAGACUGUCUGGUUCACCUGGAUGCUGCCUAUUGUGUGUGGUAUUUUGAUGAGAUCAAACUAUGGUAAACAGCUGCAGAAUUGUAUUAAGUAUUUUGUUGUCAUGGGAAUAAAUUGUUUCUUUUAAAAA